Ornithorhynchus anatinus (platypus) is the source of this 934-nucleotide messenger RNA. Its product is annotated as deoxyribonuclease-1-like. The coding region runs from base 32 to 934 and encodes 300 amino acids. Gene Ontology annotation, molecular function: DNA nuclease activity. Gene Ontology annotation, biological process: DNA catabolic process. The record is from RefSeq and is a predicted model, not a curated record. NCBI's taxonomy places the organism in Eukaryota, Metazoa, Chordata, Mammalia, Monotremata, Ornithorhynchidae. The transcript is spliced from 8 exons. Gene Ontology annotation, cellular component: nucleus.
UUCCCCACAGGACUGGGCCCCAAGUGGCACGAUGGCCCCACAGUCCCGGCGGGCAUCUCUCAGGGGUGCUCUGCUGCUCUUGCUGUUUGGACACCUAGCCCCGCUCGCCACCACCAGCCCCCUGCGCAUCUGCGCCUUCAACAUCCAGAGCUUCGGGGAAGCCAAGGCAGGCCGGCCACGGGUCAUGGGAGUGCUGGUCAAGGUUGUGGCCCGUUGUGACAUCUGCGUGGUCCAAGAAGUACGGGAUGCCAAAGGGGAGGCUAUUCCUGCCCUGGUCAGGAAACUGAACAGGUAUGACCCAGCUCACCACUACGCCCACCUGGAGAGUGGCAGAUUGGGUCAUGGCAGGUACAAGGAACAGAACGUCUUCAUCUACAGGGCAGAUGUGGUGACAAUCACGGACUGGUACCAGUACCCAGAGCCCAGCCCGGAGCAGCCAGGUGCUUUUGCCCGCCAGCCUUUCAUCGCCCGCUUCCACUCACCAACAACAGCCAUCCAAGACUUUGUGCUGGUUUCCCACCAUGCCUGCCCCAGGAACGCCCCCCAGGAGAUAGACCAGCUUUACCAGGUGUUCCAGGAGGUCCAACGGCGCUGGAGGGUGGAGGACAUCAUGCUACUGGGGGACCUGAAUGCAGCCUGUGCUUACGUGCCCCUCAGGGCCUGGCCGGGCAUCAAGCUACACAGCCACUGUAGCUUUCACUGGCUCAUUGGGGAUGACCAAGACACCACUGUCAGCUCCAAGACCCACUGCGCCUAUGACAGGAUAGUGGUGCAUGGGGAGGCCCUCCUACAGGCCAUAGUACCUGGCUCAGCCAAACCAUAUAACUUCAAGAAGCAACUGGGCCUGUCAGAGGAAGAGGCUCUUGAAGUCAGCGACCACUAUCCCGUGGAGGUAGUGCUGCGAGCCGCAGGCCACAAGCACCAAGAGUUUUGA